AUUAAAUUACAUAUUUUACAUUAAUGUAGCCCUAUGAAAUAAUUUUUUUUAGAAAUUCUGUUCAUGCGUCACAUGUGCGUGAGUAUGUGUAGAAGACAAACCACUCAUUCACACAGACACACAGAACACAGACACGAGUUAAUAUUGCAAUUUUACAGCCCUUUACAAAAUUUGCCAUGUUCUGCGAUAGGCGUUUUACUGCAAAUUUCAGUUUUAGAACAGGAUUCUGCGAAUCUAUCCUCGUUUUCUGCAUCUUGGAACCCUAAGUGCUUGCUGGUGAGCUGCCAUUUUCCCAGUGUAUGAUGUUUGAUGCUUGUUCACAAAGCCAUCCCAGUCUCCACUGACCAGCUGCCACUCCCUCACAAUAGCCCCCUGUUCCCAGCACUGCCCGACAUGUAUCUUAAUGCAGUCAACAUCUAGCGACUGAGCUGCCAUUCACUCUGAACUGUAACGCUUCUAUUAGCGGCCUCAUCAUACACCCGUUCCACCUCCUUGAGAAAAUCAAUAACCCGCAACCAACGUGAUUUCAUUCUCACAAAGACACGCCAACGAGAGAGCCUUUUGAAGUCUUUUAUAUACAUGCCUCACUUUAUGGCUUUGUAAUGUUGAAAUGGAUUUAGGUAGAUAGGGUCGGCCCCUCAUAGACUGUGUCGCUGGGUCAGCUCACUGCUGACACAGAAAUGACAGUUCGUAUAACCUAGAGACACACUUCAUGCAGUCAUAUCCUCUGGACAUGUGUGCAGAGGUUUGAAUCAUAGCUACAUGCGUGCCUCGGGACUGAAGUUGUUUUUGCAAUAUUUAAAAUAUGAAAACUUGCUGUGAAUUUUACUAUUAUGUAGUUGUAAAGUGGAAGCAAACUUUUUGUGUCAGUUUAAAGAUUAUAUUUUUCUUAAAGCCCUUUUUUUUAGUAAAUCAGAAGUUUAGAUUUGUACAUUUCAUCUUUAGCAAAUAUUAUUUUCAUUGCAAUCGAGUCUAGCAAUGCAUUUCAAUGUAUACUGUGUGUACAUGGAUCAUGAAUUAUAUGCUUUAGAUCUUGUUUAUAUAAUUUUCCACAGUUUACGGUUUCAGUUAUUCAGGGCAUUUAUUGAAAUUAAAUGAUGACGUAAAUAGGAUCCAAUUUGAUUUCAUGUUGUCUUUGAAAGCAGUGGAUUUAGAAAAGCCCUGACUGUUGCUGUAAAUAAUGCCAAAUCUAGUCCAGCUGUCAUCCUGACCUGUACUUGUUCUGCCAGUGCUGUGAUGAGAGCUAGAGUGCCCUGUCUGUCCCUGUACAGAGUCCCUUGGAUCAAAAGCUCCGGUACCGACAGAUGAAGAGGAUUAUGGUCUUUGUUUUCUCCAGCCUUUUUUCUUUCUUUGUGAUGAAACAUUUAUAAAGGCCUCUGGCUGACACUGUUGUUCAGUAGUGUCUAUGGAUCAGCGUAUUUUAUACAUUUCACCUAUAUGCGCUCAUGAGUUCUGUUUUUUCAUUUGGCCUAACAUCAUGCUAUACAAUAAUAACCAGUACUUUUUUUGGGGGACAAAUGUGUCUUAGUUUAAAAAACAAAUUGUGACUUGAAUUUUUUUUUUUCAUAGCUGCCAAAAGUAUUAGUAGUGAUAUUUAUUAUCCCUGUGUGUAAAUUUGUAGAUUUUGACAUAGGCAUAGUUAUGUCAGAUGGGAUAUCACGUUGAGAGUGUUUUGUUUUAACAGUCUGGCUGUUACAAUCAUGAUCACUCCAUUUGACUCCCCUCCAUUAAUCAAUCCAGACACUCCUCCUAACCCCAACCACGGGCCCAAGAUACCAUGUGCAAUUGGGAUGCUAACAGAUUUCUCUGGGAAUUACAGGCCUCUUUGAAUGCUGCCAGUCAGUAAAGAUGAAGUUCCUUUUGUAUUUUAUGAGCACUUCUAGUUGUAAUUAACCUAAACGGUAAGCCCCUCCCCUCAAAUGCAGAUGAGCCAAUGGCAGUGGAGUAUCAGUUGCCCGGGAGGCGGAACUCGGACAUCUUUAGGCUUCAGUGCCAUAGAGAAACAUUGGAAGAUCAAAAGUCGCAUUGGUUUAAUAAUGUUUAUGCUACAAAAAUCGGAAAACAAUGUGACGUGACUAGGGUACUUGUAACUCUAAUUACAGGUAUCCUGAGAGGAUAGGCAAUGUAAUUUAUUUUAUUCCAUUUCCUAAAUCCAAAUUUAUCAUAAACACCUCGGAAGAAGGUUUUCACUGACAGCUGUCAUUGUGAGACAGGGAGCAACUUGUCAGUAAAACUAGUAAAAAUCUGCAUUUGUGAUUGUGAUAGAGUAGACUUGGGCAAUGUUAUCUUUCCAGGGGAAUGAAAUCCCCCUCUCGGAGUCUCUUAAUUUGUUCCUGUUUGUUGCACAAUGUCAGCUGCUGUGAAGGAGGGUCCUGGCUAACUGAAAUGCCUGGCAACUGUAACUAAGGGGCAGGGAUUGCUACGAUUGGGCACUGGUCUGUGUAAGUGACUUGAAGCAGGAAUGAAAACGAGAACGAAAGAUAAUAAAUCAGGAAGCUGUAGGAGGCGACACCGAGAGAUGGAAGUCUUUGAUUAUUUUUGAAUGUGGAAACAUCUUCAGGGUGUGCAGGAAGAGGAGGAUAAUGAGAAGAGAGCGAGAACAGUGUGCUGGGAGGAGUUGAGGACCUCAGGUGUCGCCAAAAGGGGAGGGCGGAGAGUUAUAGAGUGAGAGCAAGCGGGAGAGAGAGGGCAAAGCAAGGAGGGAGUGAAUGUGAUCGAGAGUCACAGAGGAAGAGAGAGCGAGAGUGUGAAGGGGGAGAGAAAACUGUGAGCCACUCACGGCAUCUCUGAGCACCAGCAGUAACUGCUCUCUUUUCCUCAGCUCAUUGUCUGAUUUGUCGCACAAAUCUUAAUUUCUUAAUUUCUACGUGUGUUUUGCACUGUGCACGCUCGGUGGGAACUGCUGUCAACCUGCUUUGGCUCACGGGUCGCAGAGAGCGGACAAGGACAUGGGCGGUAUGCAGAUCUUCCAAUUUUGCGAACGGAAUUAGUAUUUUUGAGAAGACUUUCAAUAAUGUGUCACAAAGGAGUUGGAGAAGCAGCAGUGAGGUCUGUCUCAGAAGGAAAGAAGCUGAGCAUGUACAACUAAUCAGAUGCAGAGGCUGCCAUGUGAUGUGCAAAGCUUUGGACGGAACGAUGGACUUGAACUGAGAACAUAUGGAAUUUAGACAGGAUGCCCAGAGCAUGCUGUCCUAGUGCAAUCUGAGAAGACACCUUCACGUAAGCAGCGAUAUACCUCUUUUGGAAAACACAGGUCUCUCCUUUUUAUGUGACCUGCAUUUACCCGAUAUGCACAGUGAAAGUUCAUGAAAAGUAAAUGGAUUGGGAGCAAAUAAGACCAAAGCAGUCGCUGUACCCCCAGAACACGAUCUUGAAAUUUUGAUUAGUUCCGUUUUGCCUCACUCAGACUCCCGCAGGCUAUGAGCGGUGCUCUGUGCAGCAGUAGCUCUGGCAACUCUCAUAUGCUGUCCUGUGUUUGUCUAGAGCGUCUGUGUUUUGAUUUGGACUAUAGAAGCCAAGAGGUCCCUAUUCCAGAAGCAAAACAUGGUGCAUGUUAUUGUUUGGAGACGUACUGAUAUGAAUAGAUAUUUUGGAGACUUUUGCAACUCUUGAAAUUAAAUUUUUGUGGACUCGAAGGUAUGACCCUGGAACUUUCUUCAUCAAUUUUGUUACCUUUAUUGUCUAUGCUUAAUCCUUCUUAUAUAGUCUUAACUGGUCACAGGAAAUCGUUUGAUCUUCAUUUCCUUAUCCCGCAACCCCUUUUACAACCCUGAACAUUUUACCCUUGAGAGGACAGCUUAAGGAAUUGGUCGACUUCACUGCAGGGGCUGUGGACAAUAUUGCCAGCUGACUUUCAGCACGUAUAUUCAAACCUUUUGUGACUGUUGCUGUUUCCAACAGCCCUAAUUUUGUUUGCAAAGGGAAAUAUCUCUGUCUUACAAUUACUGAACUGCUCCUAAGCAUGACUGAUUUCAGAGGAGUGCCAGGCACUUUUUUUUCUUCUCCUUACAGACUCUAUUGAUUUUUGCCAAUGCUCAGUUCAUUGAGAUCCAGCCAUGUGAAAGACCGAGGUAAAGGGGAAAAGACAGAAGAUUGAGUUCUGGUGCAAGAGAUUACUGAGAAAGCACAGACACAGGAUCACGUUGCAGGCCAUCAGCACUGCGUUUAGGACAACUGAACCUUAUCCAAGAAGACAAGGUCCAGGACAAUGAACCGGUCAGAGCUGAUCGAACCGGUCCCAAGUGUAAACAGCAGCCUUAGCAAUCACUUCAGUGUGUCCCUAAACCACUCCUGCCCCCUAGGCUGGGGGGAGAACAAGGUCAUGGAAGCUUGCGUCUUAGAGACUGCGGUCAUUGUGAUGCUGACGGUGCUCAUCAUUGCUGGGAAUUUAACAGUGAUCUUUGUGUUUCAUUGUGCCCCAUUGUUACACCACUACACCACUAGUUACUUCAUCCAGACUAUGGCCUACGCGGAUCUGUUGGUGGGGCUAAGUUGCCUGGUUCCCACCCUUUCCCUGCUCCAUUACCCAGCUGGUGUCCAAGAACCACUCACCUGUCAGGUGUUCAGCUAUGUAAUCUCUGUACUCAAGAGCGUUUCGAUGGCUUGCUUGGCUUGCAUUAGUGUGGACCGCUAUCUGGCUAUUACUAAGCCCCUCUCCUACAACCAGCUGGUAACACCCUGCCGCCUUCGCUGCUGCAUCGUUCUCAUAUGGAUCUACUCUUGCGUGGUGUUCCUCCCAUCUUUCUUCGGCUGGGGUAAGCCAGGGUACCAUGGGGAUAUCUUUGAAUGGUGUGCCCACUCUUGGCCCACAUCUGCACUCUUCACUGGCUUUGUUGUGUGCCUGUUGUAUGCCCCUGCGGCCCUGGUGGUCUGUUUCACCUACUUCCACAUCUUCCGCAUCUGCCAGCAGCAUAACCGAGAAAUCAGCGAGCGACGGGCACGCUUUCCCAGCCAGGAGAUGGAAACCGCCGAAGGAGGCAACCACACAGGCCACGGGCCAGACCGGAGGUACGCCAUGGUGCUCUUUCGGAUCACCAGUGUUUUCUACAUGCUUUGGCUCCCCUACAUUUUCUAUUUCCUUCUGGAGAGCUCUCAUGUGCUGGACAGCCCUGCCCUCUCCUUUGUGACCACCUGGUUAGCAAUUAGCAACAGCUUCUGCAACUGCGUCAUUUAUAGCCUGUCCAACAGCGUAUUCCGGCUGGGAAUGCGUAGACUCUCACAGACGCUCUGCUCCUCCUGCUCUUUCAGCCCGUGCACUCAUGAUGAUAAGGACUUUGGAGAGCCAAAGCCAAGAAAGAGAGCCAACUCCUGCUCCAUUUGAAGAUCUUAAAGGGUUGCUUGGAUCAGUCAUAAGCUGCUAAAUGUUGUUGCAAUGGAUUUAGCCCAGAUUUUAACGUAACUGUACCUCUAACUAAAAGUUGAUGAUUGUGUCUUAUAUAGAGUUAGAAGAAACUACCAACAGUGAGGAUGAAGUAGUCUAAUAGUAAUGUGAUCUACAUUCCCUCUAAAUAUUAUGAUGACCUGCCUUGGCCCUGUUAAUACCACAGAAUUGUCACUGGCCCCAACUUGUUUGAGAUAUGGAGUUUGUAGAGCGUUUGUGAGCAAAAGCCAGGGGGUGAGUUCAAAGCUCUUGCUUGUGAUUGCUCUUUUCAAAUGGAGCAUACUUGUUAACUUUAGGUACAUAACCCAUGUUGCUGGAUUGAUUGUUUUGAUGUUUGUUGAAUUAGAUUUUUGUCACAGCUGUAAUUGUAAAAACAGUUGCUUUACAAAAUGAUGAGCACUUAAAGACCUUAACUAGCUAAUUUUAGCGAAGGUCUUCUCCUAGUGGCUUUUAUGGUACAGUUUGUCUAGAAUCUUAAUCACAGGCAAUUCAUGUCAAAAGCGAUGUAGCAAAGGACAAACAGCUUGGUCUGUAUUUAUUUUUCCAAAAUCUUCAUUUUAGAUCUGAUGUUUUUGUAGGAAAUCUUAAAAUAUCAUAUGCACACAAUAUCAACAAAUGCCAGUAAUAGAUGUGGACGGUAGUUUAGAUCCCCAGUUAUGUAAAGCCUUGAUUAGUUUAUUUUUAUAGUUUUUUACUUUUGUUUUAUUUUUAUUUUUUGUGAUGGGAAGUGAUGGGAGAAUAUAAUUGUUGUUCAAAUUCAAAUACAUGUAAAUUAUACAGAUAUUUUUUAAAUACCCAUGUAAGCUGAAAAACUUAAAUUUUGUAUAAAUACAUUUUGUAGUGUUGUUUUUCCUUUAUACAUUCCAGUUCCAAUUAUUUUUUACAUUGAUUAUUUUCCAAAUAUUUACUGAUUUACUGCAUAGUUGUGUGACUGUUCCUAAAACAUUAUACUUCGCCAUAUUGAAUUUUGCAAUGAGUAUUUUUAUGUUAUUAUGCAUCGGCCAUUAUUUUUGUAAAGAUACAGAGAAUACGAUAUAUGGCUGCUUCUUUUUGUAUUAUAAUACUUGGGUAUUGUUUGGGGCAGUGUUAAACUCGAUGCUUGAGUCUGGUAUUGGUGGUUUCAGUUUGUCUAUGCCUGUAAACUUUAUUUGCUGAUGGAUGUUACAGCACUGUACAUGCUGAACUUCACAGCUCUGAAAAAUCGUCAAUACAACAACUAGACUAGUUGAUGUGCAUUAGAUAAUGAAGAAAAGAAAAAGAUAAGAAGAAUAGACUCACUUUCAAAUUAAAUCGUGAGGGUGUUCUUUUGUAAUUCUUAACAACUUAAGAGUAAAUUGACUAUUUAUUUAUGUAUUUAUUUUUCAAUGUCCUAUGGAUUUAAAACCAAUAAAAUAGCAGAAUAUUCCUGUAUAAAUUUUGCAGAUGACAUUAUGAUGUUUCGGUCCAUUUCUUUUUUCUUGAUUGGGAGUAUACAAGAGAAUAAAAACUAUAAAAACUAUAUUUCUUUUUAGUUCAGCAAUUUUUGUUUUUGUUUUUUGUGAAACUCUUUGGUUUUGCUGUCGCUGCCAGUACAAUAAAUGUGAACAGUAAACACCGAUUUAUGAGUGCAUCUUUUGUCUGUAGUUAAUCUGGAUUUCACUUAAAUCAAUUGAAGUUUUAUCACUUCUUAUUCUCCUUCUAAUGCUAAUGCGUAGCUUUUUUGGUUUUUAAGCAUGUGAUCCUGAUUCCUGCUCUGUCAAUCCCGGUCAACUGGCUGUGUAAUGUUUCCUGAUAGGUCCAUAGAGUCUGGUCAGAGUUUAAGUUGCUCAUGUCCUCUAAAGCUUCAGGGCACAACGGCCCCAGACUGCACACGCAGCAGGCUCGGCACUCGACGGCUGCCGCUAAAAAGGUUACAACUCCCUUCAGAAGGGAAAUUAUACAUGUGCAGUUAGAGCAAGGGGGAAAAUGAAGUAACCUUUUUGAAACCUAAUGAGCACAUCAAAUGUUUCCAUGAUCAUGGGAGUCUUUGGACCUUGGCACCGGCAUGAAUAAAACAUGAGUGCUCUCAGCAGUCACUAAGAGUGUGUCCCAUUCCGCUUGCUUACACUUCUUAUGUGACCUGAAAAUGCAUACAUCCUUUUUGUAUCUUUAUCAUUACUCAGCCCAAAUACCUUUUCCUUUUUGAUUUAAAGUGACCAUUUUAUAUCUGGCGGAGGUUUCAUUGAAAAGCAGUGUCAGUCUUACUGUGGGAGAUUUGUGAGCCUAGCGGAUCUUAAUGGCCGUAUGGAACGGUGUUUAGCCAGCACAGCUGCUCCAGGGCACUGGCCUUUGCCGACAUUGAAGGUAAUGCAUGCCCUGUCACAGACACUGACAAAAGAGGGCUUGUUUUUUGGCAAAUGUAUUAGUACAUGUUGUUUCAGGCCCUUUGUAGCUCUAUUUUUUGCCGGUCACAAAAUAGCAGACUGUUGAAAGUUAAUAAUUGGUGUUUUUGUACUGUUGCUUGCUUUUUGUUCAUAGGAACCUAUUGGACUACACUCCCCAUUCUUUGUUUUUAUGUGGAGCCUGUGAGAAAUACACAUUUUGUGACAGUGUUUUUUAUGCACGCGUUUUAUCUCAUUAUAUUCAGAUUGAGUAUAUUCAUUUUAAGAAUUAACGACAGGGCCCAAAUUGUGCCCAAGUGAUACUUUUUUAGUUUGUGCGUUUUCGUGAUUUAUGAAGUGGACCUGCAUAAAAGAGUCAUUUGUUUGUAAAAUCAGAUAUUGGUUUAGCUGUACGUUUUUGAUUCACUCCUGCUCCAAAAAGAAUCAGUUUAAAGUGGCAUUUGAAUUGGACUACACUGCUCAGGUUCAAUGUUAUUGCAUCCAGCUUGUGAGAAAGACGCAGUUCUUGGCAGUAUUUUGUGUCUUAUAUUCAAUUAAAGUCUAGUUGCUUUUGGACUAGAUUCAAGCCAACACUGGCUUUGAGUAAAAGAUGGAAUUUUAAGAACAAUAUGGUGAUCGCUCAAAUGAAUUAAUUGGAUCAUAGUAUUUGAACCAACCCUAGAAUUGAUGUGUAACUUUAUACCAAUACAAUCUGUAUACAAUUCGAGUCUUUUGCUGAUGCAAACUGCAGAAGAAAGCCUAAUGUCAGCGAGAUGGUGGCACAGGUUGAGCUGAGGGUAACUAAGCACUGGUCCCGGUAGCGUAUUUUUAGACCACAUUCUGGUCAUGCUUCUGGCCUUUUUUAAUGCACUUUCAGACCAAGAUUUGAGGCUAGGUCCUAAAAGAAAAACAGGCUUUAUGCUAUGCUCAUGCAAAAUAUUAAGUGAAUAUAUAGAAGAAGAAAAACCCAAACUGUUCUUUUUUUUUUUUUGUUAAUACCAUUGUUACUUUUACAACUUAUCUUUAUAUAUACAUUUUUAGUCCUCCUAUGUUAAGUAGCAUUGAUUUAACUCUAAGAGCGAACAAUUUCGUGAUUUCUCUUGAUGUUGCUUCUUUUCUCAUAUACUUGAAGACAUUUGUUCACCCUUGCCAGUUUCAUCCAUAUUCAUGGACACAACCAAGUGGAGCUUACCGUCCAGGCCUGUGAAUAUUUAUGAAAAUUCUCUGCGUGCCAUAUUAUGAAUUCCUUUUAAUAUUAAUCUGUACUGCCACAGCUUCAAGAGGCAUUCUCCUCCAUCAAAAGGCUUUGAGUUGCUCGUCGGCAAGCGGGAGGAACACCUUCCCCUCUCGGUCUCUAAACAAGGUGAAGCACUCACGCUCCUCUUUGCACACAGUGCUAAUCACCAUUGUUUCUGUACCUAAUGGCUGGUUAUUAUGGCUCCUCUUUCUUUCAAACUCUGUAAGUGGGAUACCGGUACUUAUGUUUGUGAAGUGAGAGUUUAAAAGGAUGCCAAACCCACCCAGGCACUCUUCACUCUGUUGUCUGUGGGUGGUGUUGGUUAGUGCUUAGAUCUGUAGUAGAAACUAAAAGGUUGUAAGGUUUGAAUCCCACAAGAAGAAUAUGCAUUUUAGUUAAGUGACUUGGAAAAUCUUUGUGACUUUUCGUCAACAUUGGACAACAGUUAAAAUCUUGCAUAUUUUAUUUUAUUUGUUAUUAUUUAUUUUUUGCAUUAAUCGCGAUGCAUCACAAUGCAUUUACUAUGCACUGCAUCCUCAAAUUUAAAUGUUACUUAAUAUUUAUACAAUAUGAACAUAUGCAUGUAUAAACGAAAAGUGUGCACAGCAAAAGCGUAAAUGUGUGCACAGCAGAAAUUACAUGAAUAUUGAGGAAACGAUGGAUGGUUUUCAGAGACUGACUGGUUGCGCCAUUAACAAAAUCGCCUGUGUAUUCAUUUUUUAUAUAAUUAUAUACAGAUUUUGCAGAGACUAACUGGUUGUGCCAUUAACAAAAUCACCUGUGUGUUGUGAACAGACGUGAAUUCACAUCAUGGGGGGGCUUCUGCCAGUUGAGUUCAAGCAGCAUUUUCAACCACCAUUUUUAUUCAUAAUGUACGAGUGUGAACGGACCAUAAGUAAAGAUCUUCCUUUCGUUAACCCUAGCCGGAAUAGUAUUCAUCUGUAAUGAAGGUGCCUAAUGGUUUUUGAUAUAUUAUGCAAUCGUGAGGUCUGAGGAUUCUCCCACUCUGGCCCAUCGCCCCUGACCCACUCACGCAGCUGAAUGGCCCACGGUCUGUUGACGGUAACACUCACUGACAGCUGUCCACUCCCAAAUAUUAGGCUGGUCGCAUGCCCAUCUGAGGAGACCGCCAACUGUCCGUUUGUACAUGCAGGAGCAGAGGAAUUUUGGCAAGUUGGGGAGAAGCCUUUUCUGGAUCAUGACCAUGAAGACUGGUUUGAUAUCAGUUUCAUUGUCUUAAGUAUCAAUUACUUUGUAGCGGCUAUCCAAAAUUGGUCAAAGAAUUCAUCACAGACCGAAUAUGGUCUUAUGGUAUAAAGAACAUGGUAUUCAUUAAAUAUUUCGAGAGAUAUAUUAACAUAUAUAUUUAUUUCAUUCGAUAAAUUGGAAUUGGCAUAUAUAUAUAUAUAUACACACACAUAUAUAAAUAUAGUGUUUUCUUGCUGGCAGACAUGGAUAAAGUUUGGUCAAAUGUACAAAAAUGGUUGAUGAUAUAAUCCCUAAAAACUUAAUUUAGUUGGAAAUUAAAACAUCAACAAAAACAUAAUUCUGUAAAGAAAAA
Carassius auratus (goldfish) is the source of this 10517-nucleotide messenger RNA. Its product is annotated as G-protein coupled receptor 52-like. Gene Ontology annotation, biological process: G protein-coupled receptor signaling pathway. Gene Ontology annotation, cellular component: membrane. Gene Ontology annotation, molecular function: G protein-coupled receptor activity. The transcript has a single exon. NCBI's taxonomy places the organism in Eukaryota, Metazoa, Chordata, Actinopteri, Cypriniformes, Cyprinidae. The record is from RefSeq and is a predicted model, not a curated record. The coding region runs from base 4208 to 5320 and encodes 370 amino acids.